CUUUUCGGAAGUGCCGGAAGCGGAAGUUGCUAAGAGGUGGGGGGAGUUGUCGGGGAGACUGUCGGGUUAUGUUCGCGCUCCAGGAGCUCGCGCCUCCGCUACCCGAGCAGGGUCCUUGUGACUCCCUGAUUCCGGAAGUCCCCUGUACUUUGCCUGGAGUGAAGUCCGGCUUCCUGGUGUCCCGGUAGACCCCCCGCCAUGGGCAACACGAGCAGCGAGCGCGCCGCGCUGGAGCGCCAAGGCGGCCAUAAGACCCCCCGAAGGGACAGCUCGGGGGGCGCCAAGGAUGGGGACAGGCCCAAGAUCCUGAUGGACAGCCCUGAGGACGCCGACCUCUUCCACUCGGAGGAAAUCAAGGCUCCAGAGAAGGAAGAAUUCCUGGCGUGGCAGCAUGAUCUGGAAGUGAAUGAUAAAGCUCCUGCCCAGGCGCGGCCAACUGUAUUUCGAUGGACGGGGGGCGGAAAGGAAGUGUACUUAUCUGGGACCUUUAACAACUGGAGUAAGCUUCCCCUCACAAGAAGCCACAAUAACUUUGUAGCCAUUCUGGAUCUGCCGGAAGGAGAGCAUCAGUACAAGUUCUUCGUGGACGGUCAGUGGACACACGACCCUUCUGAGCCAAUAGUAACCAGCCAGCUUGGCACAGUUAACAACAUCAUUCAAGUGAAGAAAACUGACUUUGAAGUAUUUGAUGCUUUAAUGGUGGAUUCCCAAAAGUGCUCCGAUGUGUCUGGAGAGCUGUCCAGUUCCCCGCCAGGACCCUACCAUCAGGAGCCCUACAUCUCAAAACCAGAAGAACGGUUCAAAGCGCCACCCAUCCUGCCCCCGCAUCUGCUCCAGGUCAUCCUGAACAAGGACACGGGGAUUUCUUGUGAUCCAGCUUUGCUCCCUGAGCCCAACCACGUCAUGUUGAACCACCUUUAUGCGCUUUCCAUCAAGGAUGGAGUGAUGGUGCUCAGCGCGACCCACCGGUACAAGAAAAAGUAUGUCACCACCUUGUUAUACAAGCCCAUAUGAAGAGCUGGGAGCCAGCAGUGGGCCCCGGGAACAGUUUGCACCACCAGGCCCCAUGCAGGCGUGCUUCCCACUAGAGGGAAUGGACUGUACAUUUCUCAUUUCACACUCUUCACAUUUCACACCCGCCCUAGUCCUACUUGAAGGUUUGUUCCAGGAACAGCAGCUCCUGAAACACCUCGGUCUGUAUCGGUCGUCCCAACGCACAGUGGCUGUGAAUGGAGUUGAGGAAAGCAGGUCUGCAGCCCCCCGAGGAGCGUGAGCAUGGGUGCAGUUCUAGACAGCUGCUGAACUGGUCAUGGAGAUUUCUCUUAAGCCAAAAAUCAACACUAGCCACUUUGCUAGUAAAAAUCUGGGAAGCAGGGACCGAGGCCACAUAAAAUUUCUAAUUGUGCGUUUUUAGGGCCAUCGACUUGUCGCUGUUGAGGCCUGGCUGUGGCGCUAAGUAUAACAAGUACAGUGUUGGUUUUGCCUGUCCUCUGAAAUCAUAGCAAUAUUAUCUCCUGUUCUCUGCUCCAGGGAGGUGUAAUUUCUGUAGGAAUUAGAACCUGUCUGAUUUCCAGAUGAAGUUUUACAAUUGUUAUUUACAUUCGUAUGCACUAAGUUUUAUUGUUUUGUUAUUUUUUUAACCAGAGGUGGCUGACUAUACAGCCUUAGGGCAAUUUUCUAAUCACCCGAACUAAAGAUCAUGUGAAUGAACAGUGCUCAGCAAUAAUCUGUUCUCAGAACAGACUUUGAAAACCACUGCCGGAUUUCUCCAUUAAGCUGGAUGAUCCUGUGACCAUUCGCUGGAAGGUUGUCCAGCUUUUUAUUCUAAUCGUGAUGAGGUGACAGUGUUACCGUAAGGACUUUGGAGAAGCACUCUGCUCGAGCCUGUGCCACCUUGCUCGGAACCUCUGUCCCUACUUAGCAAAGAAGGCUGUUGCUUAUUCUGGAAGGAUCUUUGAACUUGACAGCAGCCUUCUAAAUGAGUCUCGGGAAGACAUCCUUUGGACCAAAGCGAACCUCUUUGCACUCGGCCUGGUUUCCAGGGAGAUGCCGCAGAUGUGCCCGUUAGUGCAGGUUCUGUCCCCGAGUCAGCAGAAGCUGUCACUGUGCGCUGUGUUCCUGCUGCAGGACGGAGGACUGAGCUUCCUGGUUUCCAGUGCUUGUUUGGUAACCUGGAGUCUGGAUACCCGUUUUUGUUACUGUUUUCAAAACACUGAAUUACUAUGACCUUGACAUACCGGUUUCAAUAAAGCUUUGUAAAGAUAAUGGGA
Rhinolophus ferrumequinum (greater horseshoe bat) is the source of this 2270-nucleotide messenger RNA. RefSeq names its product protein kinase AMP-activated non-catalytic subunit beta 1 (gene PRKAB1). Gene Ontology annotation, molecular function: protein kinase binding. The record is from RefSeq and is a predicted model, not a curated record. The transcript has 8 exons. Gene Ontology annotation, biological process: signal transduction. Lineage: Eukaryota; Metazoa; Chordata; Mammalia; Chiroptera; Rhinolophidae. Gene Ontology annotation, cellular component: nucleus; nucleotide-activated protein kinase complex; cytoplasm. The coding region runs from base 199 to 1014 and encodes 271 amino acids.